Molecule: messenger RNA, 1413 nt
Organism: Rhizoctonia solani
Lineage: Eukaryota; Fungi; Basidiomycota; Agaricomycetes; Cantharellales; Ceratobasidiaceae
Exons: 2
Coding region: 1-1413 (470 amino acids)
Source: RefSeq, a predicted model, not a curated record
AUGAAUGUCAGUACCUACGCUGUCGCUCCAUGUACGCAUUUUCCCCAACAUGAUGAGCUCAUAGGGGCUCUCGACCGCCUCUUCCGGGAGCACCGUGCACCCCCAGCAAUUGUACAGCACUCGUUUUCCGACCGUCGCCCCGCAAACCAUUACGAAGAAUUUGUUUACCUUAUUACACCUUUUCUCAUUCGUCCGACGAGUGAGCUCUUGGAAGACAUCGGUCGUACCGUCGCUCCAGCCCAGGCUCGCUUUACGACCCUCCUCAGUUCUCACCUCUCUCCGGUAUUUCCCCCACCGCCGGUAUCUACAUUGUAUGCGCCUCCCAAUGAAAAGGAUUUCGUUGUGGCUCGAUCACGCCUCCACCUAGCCGAUGUCCAUACGGGUAACACCGUGCCGGGCGGGUUCCAGUCCACAUUCGAAAGCACAAUGACAAUCCAAUCGGCAGAAUUCAACCAGAUUAGGUCAACGCUUAGUGGGGCUUAUAUCGUAAAGCCAUGCUCUAAAAACCCGGGCAAUGCAACGCUUACCAUUGUUUGUCCUCGAGUUAUACUUCGGCACAGUACUGACUCGAAUCGCCAUUCAUACGUUCUCCAUUCUCUUUCGGCUACCGUCCGUCAAGAUCCCAAUGCUCCGUUGGGAUGCACUAUCGCCCCACACUUUGCCCCACGCGAUCCAAGAUUUGAAAGGACAUGCAAUGGCCUUCGCUACGAGUGUACCUGGGUCUGGGAAGUCUUGGACAAAGAGCUGCGCGCAAACGGAUUCACGGGCUGCGAUGACCGACAUAUGCCGGGUACUGCGGUGGACUCCAACAACAACGAAUCCGGCGCUGCGGCUGUAAAAUCCGGGAGUGUGACACACGGUAACACCGAGCCUAUUGCUCGCGCUUGUUUCCGACAGCGCUCAGCUACUAUUCCGAAUAGAUGUCCCAAAUCACCCUUAUUCGAACCACCCGCCGAAAGUAUCGUAGUCAAUGUCCCCGUUUCUUCUUCGACUUCUACAAUACAUCCCCUAUGUGUGACAUUUGUCGCCACACUCACGAGCGCCCCAGGCCUGGACGCUAUUGAUGCCAUACACCGAUCCUCGCAGUGGGCAGAUCCUCAAGCCCGCGAGGAUCUCCAAAACGCGUUCGACAAGGCUCACCCUGCGGUGCAGGUUGUACACCAUGUGGUUCGAGUCGAGAUCCCGGAUGUGAGAGAGAUGGUUAGGACCAGGCUAGGAUAUGACGAGCUGGAUAGUCCCAGCACAGACUUGGAAGUCGAAAGACUGGGGGGUCCGGAAAUUGGGGUGUAUGCACACCGACGUAGGGGUGAUUCCUUUUUCGGCGAACUACAGAUCUCUCUAGAUCGGGAUGCCGGUGUAGUAGGAAGAAGGGGAGACGAAGACGAAGAAGAUAAUUCGGAAGAUGAAGAAUGA